AUGACCGAGCCUCUCGCACUCGUGCCCGGCGACUCGCUCGGCCCCUUCCGCCUCGGCAGCGCCCUGUUCAACGUCUUCAACCACGUCCGCUCCUUCCGCUCCACCUACCCGUCCGUCAAGGUCGCGUGGGACGAGCAGGCCCCCUCGACCUCGCCCGUACACCUCACCCUCUCCUCCCCACCCCUCCACCUCACCUUCUCGCCCCUCGCGCAGCGCCUCGCGCGCAUCGAGGUCCUCGGUCCCGAGCCGGACGCCUGGGUGUCGUACCGCGGCAAGCGCCUGCGCACUUCCUCGUCGCUGUCGGGCGACUACGCAGGCGCUCGGGGCGGCGGCGACGACGAGGACGACGUGGUCAAGACGGUGCGGCGCGUGCUGGGCCCGACGUACGGCAGCUCGAGGGCGAGCACGGGCGGCGAGGGCACGCAGGGAGCGGAGGAAAUGCUGAGCUAUCCGGGCGUCGCGUUCGGUGUCGUGCGCACGGGGUCGGGGUCGACCAUGAACCGCAUCGUCGUCACGGCACUGCCUGCGCCCGACGGCGUCCCCGUCGACCAAGCGUGGCUCCACCCUGCGCUGCCCGACUCGCCCGCCGUCGCUCAAGGAGACCUGCGCCUCGCCGAGAUCCAUCUCGACCCGACCCGCCGGCCGACCCACGUCGAGCUCCACUUCCAUCAGCCGACGACCGCGCUCGCGCCCGUCGAGCUCCGCGUCGGCGUGACGACGAGCGAGGACAUCCUGUGCGACCUUGGGGCGGCCGUCAGGACGUUCUGGAAGGAGGACGACCGCCUGUCGAUCCACACUGCGUCUCUCGAGGCUCGGUCGUCGUCGGAUGCCGCACUCGAGCCCAACCCCUACUUCCUCUCCUACCCGCACCUCGGCCUCACCCUCCUCCUCUCCUCCUCCCCCUCCACCUCGUCCACCUCGACCCGCCCCAUCCCGCCACACACCCUCCUCAAGAUCCUCCUCCACUCGAACCUCCCCGGCGAGGUCCAGUUCGGCCGCACGGCGCGCGCCGCCAGCGUCCUCGUCGCGCCUGCGGCAGGCGACGAGGGGCGUGUCGCCGACGCCGACGAGGGCGAGAGGCGAGGGACCGACGAGGGCUGGGGAACUGUCCGGGCGUUCCUGCGCGGCGAGGACGGGCUGGGGCGAGGCGGCGAUGGGAGGGCCGGCGCGCAGGGUCAGGGCGCGGCGGCGGGCGAGUCGAGCAGGCGCGAGGGCGAGCUCGCGAUGGGCGACGAGCCACCGAUGAUCCUCGACCGGACGGCCGACGGCAAGGACGGCGUCCGGGGCAAGACGACGGAGAUCCACGGGUUCCCUGGCAUCGCGCUCGAGAUGACGGGCUCGGGCGACAUCGAGACCGUGUGGCUCUUCUGA
Messenger RNA from Rhodotorula graminis WP1, 1371 nucleotides. RefSeq lists its product as uncharacterized. Gene Ontology annotation, cellular component: trans-Golgi network. Bases 1 to 1371 code for a protein of 456 amino acids. Gene Ontology annotation, biological process: Golgi to plasma membrane protein transport. The transcript is spliced from 8 exons. Lineage: Eukaryota; Fungi; Basidiomycota; Microbotryomycetes; Sporidiobolales; Sporidiobolaceae. The record is from RefSeq and is a predicted model, not a curated record.